AUUUAUUUUAACUUGUAGUGAUGUCCUGCUUGUAGUCGUUUUGCCAUUCUUUGCUUACUGUAUAGCUAUUGGCAAGACGCUAAGCUGCGAGACUUGUGUAAGAAUAGCAGAACAAAUGUGAAUGUCUUGUUGAUCAAUAAUCGCGUCUGCCGUCCCCGGCACUCGCCUCUCACCACCGUAACGAAACGCAAAAGGCCCCUCGGCUAUUGUAAUCCACCUACGACAGCGCGGCGGGGCGCAGAGACUUGGCACGAGCCACGCCACAGCCAAUCAGAACUCGAGGAGUGAUGGCUCGCGGAGACUUAUAAAACAGUGGCGGCUGCUGAGUGAGCCAGCAGUCUGAGUGUGUCGUUACUCUGCGGUCUUUGUCGUGCUGGUGCUGUGCAAACCCCAGGUCUGGAUUAUGACUUUGUAUAAAACUCCCAAAGCGACAAAUCCAAGUGAAUCUGCUGACAGGAUGCAGUGUGCUGGCAAAGCCUUGGAAGAGCUGCUCAUCUCAGCUAAGCAUCAGGAAUGUCUUACCGUCGGAGUCUACGAGUCUGCAAAAGUCAUGAAUGUAAAUCCGGACAGCGUGGCUUUCUGCGUGCUGGUCACCGACAAGGAGUACGAGUGCAACAUCGCCUUGCAGAUCCACUUCACUCUCAUCCAGGCUUUCUGUUUUGAAAACGACAUCGAUAUUGUAAAAGUGAACGACCUGCAACACAUGGCAAAAAUCGUCGGGUGUCCAGGGAUGUCUUGCGAUCUGCAAGAUAUGCACUGUGUUCUCCUUACGAGCCCAAACGAAAAAUCGUGGAGAGACAUCAAUCUACAGAAGCUCAAUGCCUACUGUGAAGAGAGCCGCAUCUGUAACGAGUUUCUGCCUGUCGUCACAUUGCCUGCAAGAUGAGCUAUGAAGAAGCGAAUAUGCAUCUGGCUGUCGUGAUGAUACGAUCUGUGUGUUCAGAUGUUGCAUCCUGAACCUUCGCUCUGGAUUAUCCCCUUGAGGGGACCAGAAGUUGCAGUGCAGACCGGAUUACAUCAGAGAAAUCGGUUCAUGAAGAAAAAGUGGUAGCCAUGUCCAGGGCUUUGCUAUGGGGAACAUCAAGAUGAUUUACAAAACUAGAGGGAAAUGGGACACAGUAUGGCCUUGUGGUUUAAGAUUGCAACCGACAAUAAAGGCAUAGUAGGACUGAUUUAUGGACUGCUGAUGAGUUGGACUCGAGAGGAUGUGAUCGAAGUGAGUGCGUCAGAAACUUCGGAAAACACUGUGUAGUUAAACAUAAAAUGUUUAAAUUUAAAUGUUUAAUAAAACAGUUGAAAAGAU
Erpetoichthys calabaricus (reedfish) is the source of this 1303-nucleotide messenger RNA. RefSeq names its product growth arrest and DNA damage-inducible protein GADD45 gamma-like. The coding region runs from base 404 to 886 and encodes 160 amino acids. Gene Ontology annotation, biological process: regulation of cell cycle. The record is from RefSeq and is a predicted model, not a curated record. The transcript has 4 exons. Gene Ontology annotation, cellular component: cytoplasm; nucleus. Lineage: Eukaryota; Metazoa; Chordata; Cladistia; Polypteriformes; Polypteridae.